UUCUCUCUUACAUCCUCCAGAUGCUCGCUUUCAGAUCCCUAGCUUCGCCAGUGCCAGCCUCAAGAUUUGCAGCCAACUCGUUCACUGCUCUCUAUUCCACCGUCUCCGGGCUUGCGCGUCGAAAUUGGGACGUGUCAGGUCCUGCUCCGACCUCGUUUCUCGAAACCGAAGAGACGGAAGAACGUGUCAGAGAUCUCUCCAAGCUGAGUCGUAGUGCCAGAUUAAGGCGGCAGACCCCUGAAGAACCCACACCACACGAGUUUAAGGCGCAUAGCAAGACCAUGAAAAAACACUUCCCCGAGGGCUGGUCACCUCCGCGGAAGCUAUCGCGAGAAGCCAUGGACGGUCUUCGAUCGCUACACGCGCACGACCCGGAGAUCUUCAGCACGCCAUUGCUUGCAGAGAAAUUCAAAAUAAGUCCUGAAGCUGUGCGGCGUAUUCUUCGCAGCAAGUGGACGCCCAGUCCCGAGCAGAGACAGAAGAUGAUACUACGGGAGAGAAAGGCACGAGAGGAGUGGAUAAUGGCCCAACGCAUGGCAGAGAGGAGGAAACAACUAGAAUUGGAAAGGAAAAUCUCUGUCAAGAGAGCGAAAGACGAACUUUCCUUAUGGUGAUGCACUGCGACAAAAUUAUCGCCGGACACGGCAGAAUAGCUUCUCUAGGAAAAACAUCUUACAGGUAUGUGCCUUGUU
Phanerochaete carnosa HHB-10118-sp is the source of this 692-nucleotide messenger RNA. RefSeq lists its product as uncharacterized. Lineage: Eukaryota; Fungi; Basidiomycota; Agaricomycetes; Polyporales; Phanerochaetaceae. The transcript has a single exon. Bases 21 to 614 code for a protein of 197 amino acids. Gene Ontology annotation, cellular component: nucleus. The record is from RefSeq and is a predicted model, not a curated record.